CUCGAGCCUAUGUCCAACGGUGCAUGGUGGUCGGGCAAGAUCGAUGUAGGUUCGCCUGGAUACACCAGAGUCAAUGUGCUCUUGGACACGGGAUCUACCGACGUUUGGCUGGUGUCUGCCUCAUGCAGCAAGAAUUGCGGAACUGCGCCCAAGUACAUAGCACCGGCGGGUGUCCAAAGUGAAGGUACUUUGAACUUGACGUACCACGACGAUUCUCAUGUGUUUGGGAAAGUCUAUCGGGAUACUAUUCGAGUUGGUGAUCUCCAGGUCGAGAACGUGGCGGUCGGCGCGGCGGAUAUAGUCCAUGAUAUGAAGGAUAUCGAGGGGAUCUUUGGCUUAGCUUUCCCUGCGAUUUCUACAUUCAAAGCCGAUCCUUAUAGCCAAAAGAAAGGUCAAACUUAUGUAUCUUUCUACGAUACCAUGCUGCAGCAAGGUUUAGUUCACGGAAAAUUCAGCUUCUCUUAUACCGGUGACGUUGGCGAAUUUUACCUCGACGGAUGGAAUCAGGAGAUCUCGGAUGGCAACUUUACCUGGCUAGAUUUGGAUCUGGCCGAGGAUGAAGCUCCAGGUCUGUGGAAGAUCAAGGCAGAUGCCAUCAAGCUGGAUGACUCAGAUGUACUCCUGGAGCAGAGGAUGAUCGUGGAUACCGGAACGAAUUAUAUGCUCGGCCCGAUGAACGCUGUCGAACAAUUUUACCAGUGUGUCAAAGGAGCCAAGCCAUUGAACAACGGUUUUUGGCAGAUCCCUUGCGAUACACCAGACGUAGCUUUCACGUUUGACGGUAAAGACUUUGUCAUUACCGGAUCCGUCUUUGUGAAGUGCGCUCCUGGCGGUUAUCAGCUAGACGAGGGCUACUGCGUUGGCAUGUUCAAGGGAGAUCCUGGUCUUAGCUUCUGGAUCCUGGGUCAGUUUGCGAUGCAAAACUGGUACACGACCUUUGACUACAAGGAUCAGCGGGUCGGCUUCUCCUCGUUGAAAACGACUACCUAGACGAUGAUGGCACGAGGAAAAUCCUUGUUAUGCAAUUUUAUCUAAAAUGUUGAUAAGCAACCAGACAAACAGGAAAGACAUCUAGAGUACGGUCGCGAGUC
This is a messenger RNA of Filobasidium floriforme, 1091 nucleotides long. RefSeq names its product aspartic peptidase domain-containing protein. Bases 10 to 990 code for a protein of 326 amino acids. The record is from RefSeq and is a predicted model, not a curated record. Lineage: Eukaryota; Fungi; Basidiomycota; Tremellomycetes; Filobasidiales; Filobasidiaceae. Gene Ontology annotation, molecular function: aspartic-type endopeptidase activity. The transcript has 8 exons. Gene Ontology annotation, biological process: proteolysis.